Messenger RNA from Emericellopsis atlantica, 878 nucleotides. RefSeq names its product nucleolar protein CgrA. The record is from RefSeq and is a predicted model, not a curated record. The coding region runs from base 123 to 485 and encodes 120 amino acids. The transcript has 3 exons. Lineage: Eukaryota; Fungi; Ascomycota; Sordariomycetes; Hypocreales; Bionectriaceae.
UGAUUACUGGCGGGCAGAAAAAAAUCCACGAGAGAGACUGGGAAUCGGGUGCUUGUCGCAUUUCAGCGCACCAGCUGGGUCACUACGUACUACACAGCAACACAUUAAAGCCAUCCCAGAUCAUGUCCACCGCCCCGACCACGACGCCAGCGGCUGGCGAUACCACGACGAGCAAACCUCUGGGUAUGCGCAAGAAUGGCAAGCAAUGGCACGAACCCAAGAAGGCCUUCCGUCCGACCCGUGGACUCAAGUCCUACGAGAAGCGAACGCAGGAGCGUGCGCUGAUGGCGCAAGUCAAGGCCAAAGAGAAGGAGAUGAAGGAGGAGAAGCAGCAGGAGCACAAGGAACGAGUUGCUGCCAUCAAAGAGAAAAGAGAGAGGAAGGCCGAGAAGGAACGAUAUGAGGAGCUGGAGGCAAGGAUGCACAAGAAGAGAGUGGAGAGGCUGAAGAGGAAAGAGAAGCGCAAUAAGAUGAUCAACUCCUGAGGCAAAGUAGUUGGCGAGAAGGAAUUUUCCAUGCAGGGCGUAUUUCGGCUCGCCCAUUCGCCUCACGACUCCGAUCAGCCACCGACCGGGGCUGGAGCUUCAGCUCUGACCAGAAUGUCUCCCGUUGCUCAGGCGCAUGGACAAUGCCCACGGGAAUUACCGACCACGCCCUGGCCGGAAAAGACACGGAACGAAGCCAUGAUAGAUCUCACACUGGGUGGAAACAAUGGCGUUGCACAGGCAGGCGUUUGGGUUACUGGCUCUGAUUCACACACGAUAUCAUAUCUAGCGUUCAUACACACGAGUAGCAGGAACCAGCAGCCCACUUGAUCGCGACCGUACACAGACAUGAAUGCAGCUCUCGGACUUACAUAGUAACUGUCUCGCAUAUAA